This is a messenger RNA of Rhagoletis pomonella (apple maggot), 5184 nucleotides long. It is a transcript of the gene Cap-G, whose product is annotated as condensin complex subunit 3. Gene Ontology annotation, biological process: mitotic chromosome condensation. The transcript has 15 exons. NCBI's taxonomy places the organism in Eukaryota, Metazoa, Arthropoda, Insecta, Diptera, Tephritidae. Gene Ontology annotation, cellular component: condensed chromosome; condensin complex; cytoplasm. The record is from RefSeq and is a predicted model, not a curated record. The coding region runs from base 152 to 4834 and encodes 1560 amino acids.
CUGCAUAUGAGAAUUUUAACGGAACGCUUGACAAGCUGUGCGUAGAAAGCAAAAGGAAAGGCGACGUGUAUUUUUUUUUAUUUAUUUUGUGAAAAAUUAGUGGGCUUAAAAAAUUAAUUAACGCUAUUAAAGGUUAAACAAAUAUAUUCAUAUGGGGCGCAAACGAAAAAUACCAAUUGCGGAUGAAGAAAAGGAGAAUACAGUCGCUGCAAGCCGCAAACGGGGUGGUGGCGUCGCUGCAAGCAAUCCCAUGAUGCUGCACGGUCCCAUGUAUACAAUAAUGUCCAAUGUGCAAUUAAACGAAACCAGCCACAAAAAGUACAUCAAGGAAUUGAAGCAACUGUACGCGAAGAUGGAUCAUGACGCCUUCAUGUUUACCUUCAUCAAAAUGAUAAAAACAGCAAUGGUAGCUGAUGAAGGAAAUGAGUAUGCAGAAACAACUUUAUUAUUUUGUUCUAAAUUCGUCAGCUCAUAUGAUGGCGAUGAUACACAUCCGCUGCUAAUUGAUAUGAGCAAGUGGCUGCUAACUACAAUUUCGCGUAAUCCACACAUUCGUUUCCGCAUAUGUCAGUUUGUUAAUAUGAUACUCAAGGCACUUGGCCAAGAGGCAGCGCUGGAUGACGCCAUUUGUGAUCGUAUAAUGGAUUAUAUGCUGCACCGCUUACACGAUACCUCACCGAAUGUGCGGGUGCAAGCGAUUUUAGCAAUGCAGCGCUUACAAGUACCGGAUAAUCCCGACGAUCCUGUAUUGCGCGCUUACCAGUUUCAUCUCUGUUCAGAUCCAUCAUCUCGUGUGCGUCAGGCAGUAAUAACAUGUAUGGGACGUAACUAUCAUACAAUUCCUUACAUAUUGGAACGAUUGUGGGAUAUCGAUGAAAAAGUUCGUCGACACACAUAUUUGCAUAUGAGCAGUUAUCCAGUCCGGUCUUACAAGGUAUCACAGCGUCUAACCUUAUUGCAGCAGGGGCUUAACGAUCGUUCAGAAGCAGUGCGCAAAGUAGUAGUACCAAUAAUGCUGCAACAAUGGAUUGAGUCCUAUCAAAAAGAUCUCAUUGCUCUAAUAUCUGCAUUGAAGCUGGAUUCGAGCGAAGCCGAAAUCGAUCGGUUUCGAAAAGUAGCUAAGCAAACACUGAAAGAGAUUUUCAAGCGUCAAAGCAAAGAAGACUUGCUUGCUUGUGUACCCUUAGAGGAAGAGGGUGAGAUGCAUCGUUGUGUGCCGCAUGAAAAACUGUCGAUGGAAAUUGCAUUGUAUUGGCAAUGCUUGACAGAAUUCUUGCAAUCGGAAAUGGCAGAAGAGUUCGACUUAAUUGUGCCGGAGUUGAGCACGUUCUGUACAUAUGUGGAAAAAUAUUGCCAAUCACAGAAACCAGAUAUGGAUAAAUUCGAACUAAUGGAAUUCCAAUAUAAACUUCUUUCCCUGAUGGAAAUAUUGUAUACAUUUGAUUUGGGCGACGAGAUAGGGCGUGGAAAUUUGCAAAAACUGCUUUCGUAUCUUUUAAAAACAUUCCGCCUUGAUGAAAAGGUUAUUGAAGUUGUUGUACGUUGUGCAGAGAAUCUUAUAUCUGAUCAAAAUGCACGCAUACAGCUAUUUGUAGAGAUCAUACAAGAUAUCUGCGGUUUGAACAGUAACCCAAAUGAUCUUUUGCACGAUCGGACAUUAAUCAGCGAAUUAUUGGCGAGCUCAUCAAAUGCAGAUCUAAAUUUAAAAUUAUCUUCGCUAAAGGUUAAGCUUCUUGAUUUGGAGGAACAAGAAAUGAAUUUUGUACAACGAAAAGAUUACAUGCGUGCGCAGCAAAUAACCGAGGAGAAAUAUGCCACCACAGAAGAGUAUACGAACUUGUUGCAACCGCUUUUAGAUAAUCAUCCAAAUGCAGACAUGCUAAAGCGUCCAUUACAGCUGCGUAAAACGACGAAACCGGAAAGCAUAUUGAAGAGUUUGCAAAUAGCCUUCUAUAUGGUCGUUUCACCUAAAGUGCGCUCACUUAAUCCGAGCAUUUUAAAACUGUAUAAUGACUUUAUUUGUCGUCAUCUUGCCUCAAAUCAAAUCGCAAUCCGUGAUUGGGCUUUGAAAUGUGGUACCGCCUGCAGUAUGCUGUACGAGGCGCUAGCAAAAGAUGUUUUCGAAGAAUUAUAUGCGCAGUUUUUUAAAAAUCACAAUAUUCGUAUAUGGGAGACCUCCAUAACGUGUAUUUUCGAGCUGCUGGACAGAUAUGGUUUGGAUAAUUUUGCCAAGCAAGAAGAGCAAAGUAAAUCGAAGAAAAGCGGUCGACAGUUGUAUAACACAUUAGAAUUUCUGGACAGUGAAGACGACUCAAAUGUUCUAAAUGCCGGCCAAGGCGUAGAUGUGAUCUAUAUGAUGUCGCAUUUUCUGGACACCUGCGAUGAUACUUGUAUAAUAAGUGCAAUAAUAGUCGGCUUCUGUCGGCUUAUAUUGCGUGGCUAUAUUAAGUCUAGCGAUAUUAUUGAAAAAUUACUUUUGCGAUAUUUCAAUCCGAGCACAGAUUCGAACAUAAAUCAAAUAUUGGGUGUAUUUCUGGAAAAUUUGAUACUGCGAAAGAAGCAUGGUUUACUGCAACCUUGUCUACUGCCUAUGGUGUUAACAGUGCUAGGAGCACCAUAUGAGAAUCCAUUGCACGACAUACGUCCUGAGACCAUAACUCGCUUUAUCAUAGACUCUACGCGUCAGGAGACUUCACAACUAACAGAGGGCUACAUACACAACAAAAUUGCUCACACAUUCUUGCAAGAAAUGCUGAACAAUCUUACCAACAAGGAACUUUGCAAACUGUUGUCUAAAGAGCUGAUUACGUUAGAAUUAAAUGUAACACAGAAUGAACAACUAAAGCUUGAAUUGAAAGAGUGUGCUGAUAAGUUGAUAAAGGCUGAUUUCGAUCCUAAGACUGUAAAGCAUAUAAUAGAUUUCAAAGAUUUAGUUGAUGGAAAUUAUAAUCCUGCACGCAAACCUGCAGGGAACGAUUCGGAGGGUGAAGAGGAUAGCAAUGAUGAAACAGAGAAUGAUGCGAAUAAUGACGACGACAAUGCCACAGUGACAACGGGGCGCAGUAAAACGUCAGUCGGUGAAGUGGUAGAGGAGCCAUCCCAGCAACCCCCACCACAGCCACCUCCUAACGUCGUCAUAACUGCAGUAGAAACAAUUAUCAAGCCGGCGUUAGUCGCUGCUCCCGUCGAGCCUGCUGUCACGUCUGCUACCGCCGCAGAAGUUCCUGCUCCAGUUGAGCCUGCUGCCACGUCAGCUCCCGCUGCAGAAGUUCCUGCUAUAGCAGUAGCAGAUGGUGCCAUAAUAACAAAAGAUAUUUCACCUUCAGCGCGUGUGCCCACAACGUAUGGACGUGAGAACCGAGUGGGGCAUCGUUAUUUGCGCAAAUCUCUCAAUUCGACACGUGGUCAAUCGGACACGGAAGGGGGCGAUGGACCACAUCGCUCACCGAAGAUACGCAUUGAAGCGCGCAUUGAUUCUGAUAAGAAAACGGAACAGCCAGCACACGAAGAGCGAAGAGUGCGCAAUUUACGGGCAAAGCGCAAUUUGCGUUAUAACGAUAAAAAUUCUGAAUCAGAGGAAGAAGAGCCUGUUAAGCCUUCGAAAAGUGCAGCCCAAACGCGCAAUAAACGACGUGCACAUCUGCCCACUGUUGAUGUUGAUGAUGAGCCUGAAGUGAUUUCGUCCCCUAAGCAAACAUCAAAUGCAAAAGGCAGUGCUAGUAAAUUUGAGCAAGCUCGAAAUGCUGCUAGUCCGGCUAAGCGGCAAACGAAGGAGUUAAUUAAAGAAAAAUCUGCCGACGAGCUUUUGGAAAAGAUUGGCGAACCGAGACGGGAACAAUCCAGGGAACAGCAAAAAGAGCAGAUAAAAACACGUGCCAAAGAGGCAGAGCGAGCGAUAGUAUCACCGGCAAGGACAACCAGGCCGGUGCGGGCGUCAUCAAGAAGAGCUAAACAGAUCAGUACGGCAGAGCUCAAUACAUCCGACGUUAUACCGCCUUCACCACCGGUGGCGAUAUCACCACGUACGAUUGUUCGACGUCAGCGGCGUGCCGGUGGUGGUGAUAUAUCAGUCGCUAAUCUAACUCAAUCUGCGCGUCCUGCAACGCGAAGUCAUUCUGCUCAGCCAGCACAUAAUCAAGUGAGUACCAGACGACGAGGAUUACAACUUACUACCACCUCCACCCACCAGUGUCACCAUCGCCAUAACCAUCACCACCACCACCAGCACCCACUUAACAACGCACAGGCUAUUUAUGGUGUAAGCGAGAAGUCGCCGCAACCAACCGGAAUGAUGACACGUCGUCGUUUGUCGAUGAGUGGUGGUCGCCUUGAUGAUGGAGCAGACGCUAGCGCCAAACCAGUUGUGAGCGAAGCUCCAGACACUGCGCCGCGCAGACGUUCAUUGCGCACCGAAACCGCUACAGUCAAAUUCGCCGCAGCGCCACCGAAUAACGAAGUGGAUGAAACGAAGAAAUCUAAAAUUCGAAUGCAGCCGAGUAGAAUACCAGUGCGCGCUUCAAGCAGCAAAUUGGCAACAAGUAUGAAAACAAAGAUUGCCACGCGCGUUUCUACUUCGUCGCUUGCGUUGGCGCCAAGGACGGUUGAAUCCAAUUCGAGCAGCGGCAGCGGUAGUUCGGGCACCGAAGAGACGAUGAGAACCUUAGGCGCAGCUAUGUUGCGUAGACGCGCACUGGCUACCAAAAUGACGCGUAUCAACUUGGCGCAACGCACCAAAGGCAACCCGAUGCCGAUGGAGUUGGCGAAGCCGGCGCGCGUACGUACACCUGUUAAAAAUGUGCCAUCAGUUUCGAAAUUGCGUCCGAGGAAACCUUAGGAGCUACCUACUUACCUACUUAUAUACAUACAUAUAUUUUUAUAGUAUUGUCGUUGAAAACUAUGUAGUCCUUUGUCAUUAUAUAUGUAUACUACAUAAGUUUUAGGCUAAUUAUUACUUUAGAUUUGUGUGUAUACAUACAUAUUUCAUUCUGAUUUAUUUUUUGGUACAAAUUUAUUAGCAUCCGCUUGAGGCCUAUACAAAUUCGAAUAAUACAUACAUAUUAGAAAAUUCCAAAUAUUUUAGAUGAACUUACCAUGAAUUUUAAAAUUUCUUAUCGAUUAUUAUGCAUUAUAAUGCUUUAGCUACCUAUUAAAUAAAAUGAAUUUCGAAUUUAUUAAAAAAAUGUA